AUGAGUAGCCUCCCGACUAAGCGCGCGGCCGAGGAUGCCGACGACGCACCGGACGCCAAGCGCCCGGCCCGGGAGCCGGUCGCGCCCGAGCACGACACGGAUGCCCUGGUGGCCCGGCGCAUUGUGGCCCAUCCGGAUGUGUCGGUGAAGCGCCUGCCGCGCGGGCUGUUCAGCGCCAACAUCUCCGACCAGGCCUUCUAUGACGCGCGGUUCGAUGACGACAGCGUGCGCGCGCGGGGGCUCUUCCUGCGCGGGCCCGCCGGGCAUGCGGACCCAGACCCGGCCGCCGGUGACGAUGGCGACGAUGGCGACGACGACGACGACGACGACGACGAGGGGGUCCCGGGGCCCGGGCAGGGCGGCAAGGACCGCGCCCGGCACCAGGCCCAACAGCGGCGGCUGAAGGCCGCCCUGGCCGGGGGGCCGGCCGGCGACGGCGCCCCGGUGGCGGCCGGGCCGCUUGUGGUGGCCGGGCGCGGGUACGCCAAGUUCUUCUAUGAGAAUGAGGCGCGGGUGCCGUUCAUGCGCACGGCCGCGCUGGAGGCCCGGCUGCGCUUCCCCUGCCGCGUGUUCGAGAAGGCCAACGGCUUCCUGGGGGUGUCCUUCGCGGUGAGCCGGCCGGUGGAUGCGGCCGGGCUGGCAUCGGUCGCCGAGCUGGAAGCCGCGGAUCGGGCCCUGGCCCGGGCGGCCGGCCAGGCGCCGCUGGUGGCCGACGGGGCGGAUGCCCAGCCGCCGGAGGAGCCCUUCUUCCUGGAGACCACCAGCAAGUCCACCACGGUGGGGCCGUUUGCCGAGCGCUUUCGCGAAUUGCUGCACCGCGCGCUGCUACGCGCCGGCCGGAGCCUGGCCGAGUAUACGCGACAGCUGGCGGCGCUCGGCUGCUCGGCGGUCUUCGAGGUGGUCGACCCCCAGCGGGACCCGCACAUCAUCGACUAUGAGACGGACGCCUAUGCGGCGGCCGGGCUGUCCGAGGGCCAUGUGGUGCUGCUGGACCUGAUCGGGAAUUCGCUGGGCGAGUGGGCCGGGCUGCGGCCGGGGUUCGACGCGACGCGGCGCUUCGGCGAGACCUUCGGCCUGCGGGUGAAGGCCCCGCUUGCGACGUUGCACACCUGGCCGGAGUAUGUGGCCUUCUCCCGGCGGGCGGCCGAGGACUAUGGCCUGCGGGUGGCCCUGGCCCCGGGGGCCGGGCUGCGGCCGGGGUGUCUGGAUCCCGGCUCGGAUGCGGCCGCGGCCCGGGGCCUGGAGGCCCCGAUCGAGGGGUUCGUCCUGGAGGACGCGGCCGGCUUCAUGGUCAAGGUCAAGUCCCGGUACUAUGUGGCGUGGAAGCGCGCGCGGGACCUGCUGCAGGCGGGGUGCGGCGAUGGGGGCGGCGUGGCGCGCGGCCAGGCCGCCCUGCGCCGGGCCCCGCCGCUGAUCCAGUCCUUCAUCCGGUGGUACCGGGCCAGUGCCGGCGGGGCGCUGGGCGAGGAGGCCCGGCGGCCGGAGAACGUGGCGCUGGCGGGGGCUCGGCUGGCGCGCGGCUUUGCCGAGGGCGAGGGGCCGCCCCUGCCCCGGCGAGUGCUCUCGCUGGUGCAGCUCCGGCGACUCUUCUACCAGGCGACUGGGCUGAGCGACGAAUCGCCGCUGGAAGCUGAGGCGGCCCAUGGCCAGGCCUCGCGUCCCGUGCGGCUGGUGCUGUGCACGGCCCCGUCGGUCCCCUUUGCCACGGCAUACGCCGAGCGCGGGGUCGAGCAGCUAGCCGCCGAGGGGACGCCGGCGCGGUCCGGGCUCUAUGUUUCGGCCCGUGUGGCGGAUCUGGUGCGCGACCUGGUGGCCCUGUCGCAAGCGGCCGGGCCCGGCCCCGAGCCGGGUCCGGCCGUGCUGCUGGCCGUGGUCCGGCCCUUCGAUGUGGCCACGGUGGUCGGGAAGCUGCUUCUGUCACUCGGGCAGGCGCCCCUGCGUCCGGCCUCGAAUGAGUCGCUCUUCCUGCUGCACGACCUGAGUGUCCUGUGCCUGGAGGUGGCCGACGCACAGGCCCUCCACCAGGCGUGGCCGGCGGAUGUCGCGGCCAGGGCGCCUCCAGGGCGCAUGGCCACCUUCUUCCCGGACUACAGGGCCAUGCUCGAGCGGGGCCUGGAUCGUCUGGGCGGCGCGGCCGCCGCGGCGGCCGGGGCCAUUCCCCCUUCGUGCCUCCCCCGGCAGAGGAUAGCCUGGCUGACGUGCCCGGAGGCGGUUGGCCCGGGGGAGGCCGAUGUCGAGGUGGCCCGGCAGGCCGUCCGGCACCUGUGCAGCACGGCCGGCCCGACGCAGGUAUCCACCCACUUCGAGGACUUCGUGCACGCGGUCGCGGGUGACCCGCUUGCCCUGCUCCAGCAUAUGUCGUACUUGAGUGGGAAUGGUCUGCUGUCCGGGGCCCAGGCGGCGGCGCUGGCCCGGGCGGCCGAGGACCGGAGCUCGCGGCGCGCCGCGGCCGGGCGCCCCCUGUGUAUUGUGAUGUUCUGUGGCAUCCCCGGGAUUGGAAAGUCCACGCUGGCUCGGUGCCUGGAGGCAGCAUUGCCGGAGGCGGUGGACCGGCCGGACUUCCGGGUGGUGCGCCUGAGCCAGGACCUGCAUGCCGGGGACAAGCGGGCCUUUUUCCGGGCCCUGCGCGAGCAUGCCGAGGGCGGGACCGAUGUGGUCAUCGUGGAUCGCAAUAACCAGACGCCCUUCCACCGGCUGGAGCCGGUGCUGCACAUGACUGCCGGGCUGGGCCGGCCGUGGCGGGCGGUCCUUGUCCGGCCCGGGCCCGCGCUGCUGCUGCUGCCGCCGGGGUCGGAGGACUCGGAGCCGGGGCCGGCCGCGCCGCUGCUGGCGCUGGCCCUGGCGCGCAUUGGCCCGCGGGUGGACCCGGAAAACCGCAGCCUCGACUCGCUGGACGGCCGGCAGCGGGAGGACAUCGUCCGGCGGUUUUUCGAGGAGUUCGUGCAGCCGGCCGGGCCGGGGCUCGACCACCGGGGCCCUGACGGGGGCCGGCGGCCGGCGGGGGUCCUCCUGCGGGAGGUCCGCCAGGCCAAUGCGGAUGCCCUGCUCUUUGACCAUGUGCUGGAUGUGGACUAUGGGGCUGGGUCCGGGGGCGCGGCGCUGGAGCGCACCCUGGGCCGGCUGCUGGCCGACCUGGCCCGGUGUGUCGGGCCGGAUGUGGGCCUGCGGCCGGGGGCGGCGCCGGAUGGCGGGCUCCUCCGCCGGGCGGUGGGGCCGGUGCUGCCGGCGGCUGGCCCGGCCCGGGGGCCCGACCCUGGGGCCGGGGCCUUCCCGGCCGUGGCCCGGUACAUGCAGCGGUACUACCGGGAGCAGGGCCCGGGGCGACUGGCGCGGGCGGACCUGCCGGUCUUCGUGCAGAUCCUGCCCGACCACCGAGCCAUGGGGCUGCUGUCGGGGCUCUUUGCCCGGCACCGGGGCGCGCUGGACCCGGCCGGGCGCCUGGCCGUGGACAAGACCGACCUGCAUGUGACGCUGGCCUUUCUCAAGGGCCGGGUGCCGGAGGCCGGCAGCCGUGCCUUCCGCGUGCUCCAAGCCCUGGAGGAGUGGUGCGCGGCGGGGCCCGGGGCGCCGGCCGACCGGGGCCAGGCCUGGCAGCCGGUCCGGGUGGACUUCACGGUGGUCGGGCUGCUGACCGACCGGCGGACAUGCUGCUUUGUGGUGCGGCUGCCGGAGCCGCUGCAGCGGUGCUGGCGGCACUCGGGCCCGGGCCCGGAGCCGUCAUCCCGGGCGCCGCACAUCACCAUGGCCCUGGCGGCCGGGGUGGACCCGGCCGAGGCCGGCCUCUCGGCCGGGCGUUUCGUCGAGCUCCUCCGGGCCGGUGACGCCGAGGCCAUCGAGGCCCAGGGGCUGCACUUCAUCCGGGCGGAGGAGCUGUGCCCGGAGGCCGACCGGCCGGGCUGGCUGCGGCCGGGCCCGGGCCUGGCCCUGCGCGGGCACCUGGCCCCCGGGCCGCUGCCGUGGCGCCGGUGAGGCCGCCAUGGUGUCUUUUUGGAAUAGACCGGCCUCUUCGG
Molecule: messenger RNA, 4010 nt
Organism: Fonticula alba
Lineage: Eukaryota; Rotosphaerida; Fonticulaceae
Exons: 10
Coding region: 1-3969 (1322 amino acids)
Biological process (GO): tRNA splicing, via endonucleolytic cleavage and ligation
Cellular component (GO): nuclear inner membrane
Molecular function (GO): RNA ligase (ATP) activity
Source: RefSeq, a predicted model, not a curated record